Messenger RNA from Oreochromis aureus, 3146 nucleotides. RefSeq names its product collagen alpha-3(VI) chain-like. Bases 578 to 3034 code for a protein of 818 amino acids. The transcript has 4 exons. The record is from RefSeq and is a predicted model, not a curated record. NCBI's taxonomy places the organism in Eukaryota, Metazoa, Chordata, Actinopteri, Cichliformes, Cichlidae.
CCUGAAGGAGUUCCGCAGGUCCUAAUAUUGAUCACUGGUGGAAGAUCAUUUGACAGUAUUGAUGAACCGGCCUCUGCUCUCAAACAGCUGGGUGUCUUGACCAUUGCAAUUGGAACCCGAGGCUCUGACCCCAGAGAACUUGAGACAAUAACUGGCGAGCCCAGUCAUGCUGUAUCUGUGUCUGACUUCACUGACCUUCCCAAUGUUCAAGAACAGCUCUCCUCUGUAAUAAGCACAGUGCUAAUGAGGGUCACACCUUUGACCCCAACAGUGACUGGUAAGAACAUGACCCAACUUCAAAUUCCAGUGUCAUGGUAGAAAACAGUGUGAAAAGAAAGGAUAUGUGUUGUGCUGUGUUAAGUCAGCCAGUGGAUUGUUUUUUUUUGUUUUACAAAAUAGUUGUGGUUGCAAAGAAAGAGUUCAAUUUUACCAUGUUGCUUUGUAGCUGCAAAAUAUUUGAUUGACCAAGUUAAAGAUAUGGUAAAUCUCAUGUCUCUUAGUGGUCAGACAGCCAGCAGGAAAGGAUGUGGUGUUUUUGCUGGAUGGAUCUGAUGCUACUAGAAGUGGAUUCCCAGCUAUGAGAGACUUUGUCCAAAAACAAGUAGAGACACUCAGUGUGGAUGAUGGCAAAGACCGUGUGUCGGUUGUUCAGUACAGCAGAGAUCCAGCCGUCCAGUUCUAUCUGAACACUUACACCACAAAAAGAGAGGUCCUUGACAGUGUCAGAGGUUUGAGGCACAAAGGCGGACGACCCCUCAACACUGGAGCAGCUCUCCGGUACUUGAGAGAUAACGUCUUCACGGCGUCUGCCGGAAGCAGGCGGCCUGAAGGAGUUCCGCAGGUCCUAAUAUUGAUCACUGGUGGAAGAUCAUUUGACAGUAUUGAUGAACCGGCCUCUGCUCUCAAACAGCUGGGUGUCUUGACCAUUGCAAUUGGAACCCGAGGCUCUGACCCCAGAGAACUUGAGACAAUAACUGGCGAGCCCAGUCAUGCUGUAUCUGUGUCUGACUUCACUGACCUUCCCAAUGUUCAAGAACAGCUCUCCUCUGUAAUGAGCACAGUGCUAAUGAGGGUCACACCUUUGACCCCAACAGUGACUGUGGUCAGACAGCCAGCAGGAAAGGAUGUGGUGUUUUUGCUGGAUGGAUCUGAUGGUACUAGAACUGGAUUCCCAGCUAUGAGAGACUUUGUCCAAAAACAAGUAGAGACACUCAGUGUGGAUGAUGGCAAAGACCGUGUGUCGGUUGUUCAGUACAGCAGUGAUCCAGCCGUCCAGUUCUAUCUGAACACUUACACCACAAAAAGAGAGGUCCUUGACAGUGUCAGAGGUUUGAGGCACAAAGGCGGACGACCCCUCAACACUGGAGCAGCUCUCCGGUACUUGAGGGAUAACGUCUUCACGGCCUCUGCCGGAAGCAGGCGGCCCGAAGGAGUUCCACAGGUCCUAAUAUUGAUCACUGGUGGAAGAUCAUUUGACAGUAUUGAUGAACCAGCCUCUGCUCUCAAACAGCUGGGUGUCUUGACCAUUGCAAUUGGAACCCGAGGCUCUGACCCCAGAGAACUUCAGACCAUAACUGGCGAGCCCAGUCAUGCUGUAUCUGUGUCUGACUUCACUGACCUUCCCAAUGUUCAAGAACAGCUCUCCUCUGUAAUGAGCACAGUGCUAAUGAGGGUCACACCUUUAUCCCCAACAGUGACUGUGGUCAGACAGCCAGCAGGAAAGGAUGUGGUGUUUUUGCUGGAUGCAUCUGAUGCUACUAGAACUGGAUUCCCAGCUAUGAGAGACUUUGUCCAAAAACAAGUAGAGACACUCAGUGUGGAUGAUGGCAAAGACCGUGUGUCGGUUGUUCAGUACAGCAGAGAUCCAGCCGUCCAGUUCUAUCUGAACACUUACACCACAAAAAGAGAGGUCCUUGACAGUGUCAGAGGUUUGAGGCACAAAGGCGGACGACCCCUCAACACUGGAGCAGCUCUCCGGUACUUGAGAGAUAACGUCUUCACGGCGUCUGCCGGAAGCAGGCGGCCCGAAGGAGUUCCGCAGGUCCUAAUAUUGAUCACUGGUGGAAGAUCAUUUGACAGUAUUGAUGAACCGGCCUCUGCUCUCAAACAGCUGGGUGUCUUGACCAUUGCAAUUGGAACCCGAGGCUCUGACCCCAGAGAACUUGAGACAAUAACUGGCGAGCCCAGUCAUGCUGUAUCUGUGUCUGACUUCACUGACCUUCCCAAUGUUCAAGAACAGCUCUCCUCUGUAAUGAGCACAGUGCUAAUGAGGGUCACACCUUUGACCCCAACAGUGACUGUGGUCAGACAGCCAGCAGGAAAGGAUGUGGUGUUUUUGCUGGAUGGAUCUGAUGCUACUAGAACUGGAUUCCCAGCUAUGAGAGACUUUGUCCAAAAACAAGUAGAGACACUCAGUGUGGAUGAUGGCAAAGACCGUGUGUCGGUUGUUCAGUACAGCAGAGAUCCAGCCAUCCAGUUCUAUCUGAACACUUACACCACAAAAAGAGAGGUCCUUGACAGUGUCAGAGGUUUGAGGCACAAAGGCGGACGACCCCUCAACACUGGAGCAGCUCUCCGGUACUUGAGAGAUAACGUCUUCACGGUGUCUGCCGGAAGCAGGCGGCCCGAAGGAGUUCCGCAGGUCCUAAUAUUGAUCACUGGUGGAAGAUCAUUUGACAGUAUUGAUGAACCAGCCUCUGCUCUCAAACAGCUGGGUGUCUUGACCAUUGCAAUUGGAACCCGAGGCUCUGACCCCAGAGAACUUCAGACCAUAACUGGCGAGCCCAGUUAUGCUCUAUCUGUGUCUGAACUCACUGACCUACCUAAAGUGCAACAGCAACUUGAGUCCUCUGUGGAAGCUGCAGUUAUUGAAGUCACCCCAGAAUUACCAACCGUAAUUGGUAUGUUGUUAGACACAUCCUAUUGCUGGCUCCAAAAUUCACUUAUUUCAGCUACAGUGAGAACAAACCAGUUGGUAGCAUUCUUUGUUCUGACCAAAAUAGAAGUAGGCUGGCUAGUGUCUUUACGAGUGUGAGAACAAUGCAUGGUGAGCUGAACUUCUAAGAUAUUUCAUUUUUGUCCAUGACUCUUUUGAACUUCCUAGUGUUCUCUCCAAAAGUUGAAUCUGUUCAUCUGGACGUAGCGUU